Messenger RNA from Salmo salar (Atlantic salmon), 3266 nucleotides. Lineage: Eukaryota; Metazoa; Chordata; Actinopteri; Salmoniformes; Salmonidae. The record is from RefSeq and is a predicted model, not a curated record.
UACUUUCAUAUAAAUUGCAAACAUGUUAAAAUACUUCUCCCAAAGAACACGUAUUCCAAAAAAAUGACCAUUUAUAACCAUUACGUCACAUAAAAUGCAAAAAUGUGUUCUAAUGCAAAUGAAUGGUUCUGCAUUAUGUCUCUAUGAAAGUCCUUUAUCACACAGAGGAAAAGCUGUUUUAUUUAUCAACGAUUGCCCAAAACAGCAAGAAAGAUAGUGAGUCACAGCCUCACUAUUAAAUGCAGAUUGAUCUAUUUUAAUAUACCUUGCUGAUUAAAUACAUUACAUUUUAGCUUUCAUAGGGUGGUCCUGUGAGCAAGAGUCACACCUAUAUUUCUUGACUUUCUUGUGAUUUUUGUCUGCACCUUGACUCCUAUUGCUGCAAGCUACAAAUCUGGAAGAAGGCAAUGCAACCUGAGAACAGCAGCGUUGUUCAAGAUGAUAAUGGAAAGGAAGCAGGAGAAAUUAAUUCUGAUGGAGAAUCUCAGGGAUGUGGCAGCAACGAUUCAUUUCUAGAUUCCAUCUUUGAAGAAGAGUUGGAUCGACUUUUGGACCUAGAUGAGAAUGAAGACCUUCCUUAUCUGACGGAACCUUCAGAGGCUAUGGAGGGGGAUGAUUCCCCUCCCAAUGGAACAGAAGUUACAGAAACUAGAAGGGGAGAUGACUUCACUCCCAACAGGACAGAAGUUACAGAGACUAUAGAGGAGGAUGAAUACCGUCCAGAUGGGACAGAAGUUACAGAGACUAGAGGGGGAGAUGACUCUCUUCCAAUUAUGACACGGCUCAGGGUAAGGGGCAUCUCCUCUCGCCCUAAGAGAGAACUUUCAGAGUCAAGUGAGGAAGAUGGAGAAGACCUUCCCCCUGAUACAGAAGUCAUCGAGAGCAGGGCUUUAAAAAGAACAAAACUCAUCUCAAGCCCCAAAGCAGCACCGCAAAGGAAGGCCAGGCCUCCAUCCUCUCCUCCCUGGACACCCAGCCCUGCCAAAUCCAAAAACAGAGCUCAUGCAGCCACACCUCUUUUCAGUGGGUCAGAGAGGAAGUGGAGGACUGAGGAUGAACCAGACCAAGAGCAUAAACGGUUACCUUUCGAACCAGCUAGGACUCCUGGACCCCAGCUAGACACUUCAAAGCACUACACUGUUCUAGAGCUCUUCCAGCUCUUCUUCAGUAAUGCUGUUGUUGAUACUCUUUGCUCAAACACCAACAAGAAUGCCAAGAGAAGACAGGAACAUGGAAUCAAAGAACCAUGGAAACCUGUGUCUGUGGAGGAAAUGUACAAAUACCUCAGCAUUGUAAUCUAUAUGGGUCUGCUGAAUGUGCACACUGUAUCAGACUACUGGAAUCGAAACAGAAUAUAUUGUCUUCCUUUUUGUUGUACAGUCAUGACUAUGACAAGAUUUCGGGCAAUCACCUAUUCACUGCACAUGAGUGACCCAGCAGAAGAUGAGGAAAACGACAAGAAGAAGGGGACUGCGGGGUAUGAUUGGCUCGUGAGAAUCAAACCUCUCAAAGACCAGAUAUUGGCGGCAUGCAGAGCCUUCUACCACCCAUUCCAGAACCUUUCCAUUGAUGAGCGCAUGGUGCGCUCCAAGGCCCGCCACAGCCUCAAACAAUACAUUAAAUCCAAGCCCUACAGGUAUGGAUUCAAGCUGUAUGUUUUAGCAGAUUCAAGAAAUGGCUACACCUGCGACUUCAAUGUCUUUAUGAGCAAGAACCCAUCUGCUUCAGGCAAAGGGGAGAGCUAUGAUGUUGCCAUGAACCUGUUGAAGGUGCCUUACUUGGGCACUGGGUACCACAUUUAUGUUGAUAACUUCUUCACCAGCACAACUUUCUUCCGUGACCUGUACAAAAAGAAAUUGGGAGCAUGUGGAACCAUACGUGAAAUCCGUGUGGGCAUCCGAGAAAACAGCAUGCCUGCUCGAGCAGAGAAAGGAACCAUCCGCUGGCUCCGUGAUGGGGAGCUGCUCUUCACCAAGUGGAUGGGCGCACAACCAGUCACCAUGUGUACCACCAUUCAUAAGGCAUUCGCAGGGGAGCAGGUCAAAAUCAGGAAACAGAGCAAAAAUGGAUCCUGGACAACAGAGUUCAUACCCGUCCCAGAGGCAAUCAAGCCGUACAACAAGUAUAUGGGGGGUGUGGACCUGUCUGAUUCCCUUAUCAAAUGCUACAGUGUGGCCCACAAAACCAUGAAGUGGUACAAGACCUUCUUCUUCCACUUUGUAGACAUUGCUGUGGUGAACAGCUUCCUCCUGCAGAAGGACAUGGCCCAGAUGAACAAGAAAAAGCCCAUGACCCACAAGCAGUUCAGGGAGCAGCUGUGCCUGCAGCUUGCUGACAUUAGUAAGCAGGAUGAGGCUGAAGAAGAGUCUUCAGAGGAGGAGGAGGAGGAGGAGGAGGAGGAAGAACAACCAGAAGAAGAGAAGGAAUUGGUGGAAGUGAAGCGACCAUGCUACCCUGUACCCAUAAUUGAUCCAACCACUGUUGACUCCUCGCAAAGAAAAUCUAGUGGCAGGAAGAAAUGUUGUCUGUGCAAGGAAAGCCAGACCAACUGGCAGUGUGAGUCCUGUCAGGUAGCACUCUGUAUGAUACCAGACAGAAACUGCUUCAGAGUUUGGCACAUGAAUAAAAAGGAUCUCGUAGCAGAAGUUUUCAAGAGGCAUAUAAAGUACAACCCAUACCCUACCCAUCCUUGGAUGGAAUAUGGGGGGAAAAAAAUUGAAUUUAAGUCUCAAAAACAGGCUCAGAGUUUCAUUAAACGUCAUUUUGGCUUGAGGAACAACAGGAAGUAAAGCUAUUUUGCUGUCCUGUGCGCACUAAUGAUCCUACCACUAUUGACAUCUCUCAAAGAGAAACCGUGGGCAGGAAGAACUGUUGUCUGUGCAAGACCACUGUGAGUCCUGUCAGGCGCCGCUCUGUAUGGUAGAAGACAGGAACUGCUUCUGGUUCUGAGUGUGGCAGAGGGAUCAAUAGAAUGUCUCUGGCACAACUUUUCAGUUGCAUUGAUAAUACCAGUGGUCUCAAGUGGGAUGAUGAUGAUGGUAAUGAUUAUUAUUAUGGUUAGGCCUAUUAUUUGUAUUGUUUUAUUAUUUUAGUUUAUUCUAUUAAUAUUUGUGCCCAUGAAUGAUCCCAGUACUCUUAAAAUCUCUCACAGAUGUACUGUACACAUGAAGUGUCAUUUGUGCAAUGAUUAUUUAGAUGAUUUUGCAGAGUUAGUCUUGCCAGAAACUGCUUCAAAAUAUGGAAUGUGAUUAAAGACAAUGAACAGA